AUGUGUUUAUCAGGGAGAUUUCAUCCAUAUGACUCUUGCAAGAUUGGUAUAGGUGGGUGCUUCAAUUGUGGCUUGCCUGGUCAUUUUACGAGGGAUUGCACAUGUGGGAAGAACCCAAGUGCGGGUCAGAGUCAGCACCAGGGGCGAGUUUUUGCUGUGAAUGCCAAGGAUGCUUCCAAGGCGGAUCCGUUGAUGAGAGGUAUUUGUUUAAUUGGUUAUAAGACCUUAAUUGCAUUGUAUGAUAAUGGGGCUUUGCAUUUAUUUAUUUCGUUUGCUAAAGUUGAGGAAUUAGGCUUGAAAGUCUCAGAGUUACCAUUUGAUCUGCAAGUACAUACUCCGCAUCAGACGGUCAUAACUAGGUCAGGUUGUAGACAAGUAGGAUUUAAACUUGACGGUAGAGACUUUGUGCACGAUUUGAUCUAUUUACCAAUGGUUGGGUUGGAGAUGAUUUUGGGGUUUGAUUGGUUGUCAAAGAAUCGGGUCUUGUUAGAUUGCUUUGAACGGACAAUUCAGUUUAUGCCGGAAGGAGAAAAUGGAGUAGUGGUAGAUGAAGGUUAUUAUGUGGACUCUGUAAUGGUGCACUGUAAUGGGGAAGAGUGUCAGGGUUAUAUCCUGUUGGCUGCUAAUGCAUUGGGUGAUGCCAGAACUUAG
This is a messenger RNA of Arachis ipaensis, 651 nucleotides long. RefSeq lists its product as uncharacterized. Gene Ontology annotation, molecular function: zinc ion binding; nucleic acid binding. NCBI's taxonomy places the organism in Eukaryota, Viridiplantae, Streptophyta, Magnoliopsida, Fabales, Fabaceae. The record is from RefSeq and is a predicted model, not a curated record.